AUGGGUGUUUGCGGCUGGACGGCAUGUCCGAGGCUGGUUGACCACCUAAGAACAGUGGGUGAAAAUGGACCAUCGUUCUUCGUUGGCAACCUCGCCGCCGUCGUCGAGAAAUUAGACGAGUGGAACACCCAGCUCCCGUUCGUCAAACCCUUCUACGCUGUUAAAUGCAAUGACAACAAGACUUUGCUUGCUCUCUUGGCCGGGAAAGGCUUGGGUUUUGAUUGUGCGUCCCAGAAGGAGAUGCAGCAGAUCCUACAGUGUGCGGUCGACCCCGAGGAUAUCAUCUUUGCUUCUCCACAGAAAGCAGAAAACCACAUUCUCUAUGCCCACGAGCAGCGAAUCCAAAAGACUGUGGUCGACAGCGAGGAGGAACUACGCAAGCUUGCUCGGCUCGCUCCCUCCAUGAAAGUGUUCCUACGACUUCAAGCCGAUGAUCCAACGGCACGCGUCCGUCUGUCGAAGAAAUAUGGAAUGUCCUUCCAGGAAGCCAUAAAGCUCCUGGCUAUUGCUCGUGACCUGUCCGUGAGCAUCGUCGGCAUCUGCUUUCAUGUCGGCUCAGCCGCAUCCAACCCAGCAGCCUAUUUCGAUGCCAUCGCCAUGUGUCGCCAGGUGCUUGACUUCAACAACAGUCUUGCCAGCCGGCACGCGAUCACGGCCAUUGACGUUGGCGGUGGCUUCACAGCAGCAAACUUUCGGCGCGUCGCACAAGCCAUUCGGUCCGCAAAGGCCAAAUACUUUGGCGAGGUGAAUGGCAUGCAAUGGAUGGCCGAACCAGGGCGGUUCAUUGCCAGCGAGGCGUUCUCGCUGGUGUGUCGUGUCACGGGGAUACGGAGUCGGCCCAAUGCAUCCUCUCCAUCAAACAAGGUGCAUAACGCAGAGAUCUUCGUAAACGAUGGCAUCUACCAGAACUUCUUGAACGCCUUAGUAGAAGGAGAAAAGUCGAUUCCCACCCCAGUCCUCCUGCACUGCAACGGCAACUCAGACCGCUCGGUUCCGCGCGAUGGCUGUGUCUACACCAUAUGGGGACAGACGUGCUGCAGCGCCGACAAAAUCAAGACCGCCUGUUCUCUUUGCUACCGGGUGGAAGAGGGAGACUGGUUAUGUUUCCCAUCAAUGGGUGCAUACACCCAGGUCACAGCCAGCGGAUUUAACGGCUUCUCCGCGGUGACGCCGAUAAUCUGGAUCCCAUCGGCUCAGAGACCCGGCGCAUGA
Molecule: messenger RNA, 1212 nt
Organism: Aspergillus uvarum CBS 121591
Lineage: Eukaryota; Fungi; Ascomycota; Eurotiomycetes; Eurotiales; Aspergillaceae
Product: type III PLP-dependent enzyme
Exons: 4
Coding region: 1-1212 (403 amino acids)
Cellular component (GO): cytoplasm
Molecular function (GO): ornithine decarboxylase activity
Source: RefSeq, a predicted model, not a curated record